AUGUCGCAAGGCAGACCAGGCUUGCUGCGGACGACCAGCGACUAUGCAGGUCAAAAUGAUUUUGAGCUUGUCGCCCGCAGAACCGAACUGGAGCACCCGCGCACGAUAUCACCCAAGCAUCAGCCGAAGCAAAGAUCACUGGCGAGCAUGCUCGAAUCCUUGGAAGACGAGCCGCUGCCUGUCGAGCCUACACUGCGCGAACGCGUUGUGAGGCUGUAUCGAGAGAAGAGUCAUCCGCGCCACGUGUUACGAUGGAUGCGGCAGCAUCCCUAUCUUAUCGUCUUGCUGAUAGCUGUCAAUCUCGUCGUGCUGACGCUGAUACAUUUCCGCGGGCCGCUCGAAGAGAAAUUGAGACCAUUGAUUCAGAAGGCAAAUGAGAGUACGUUCGGUCCACUUGUUCCAAUUGCUCUCUUGGUCAUCGUCUCCUUUCCGCCGCUGGCCGGUCACGAGCUCAUUGGCGGCCUUUGUGGCGUCGUCUUCGGUGUCGGCAAAGGUUUCAUAGUUGUCGCAAUUGGCACAUUCCUUGGCGAGCUCCUCUUGUGGGUAGCUGCUCGGAGGAUGCUGGUCAAACAUGGACAGCGGCUCGAGGAACGCUCGAUGGCAUAUGCCUCGCUCGCCGUCGUCGCUCGAGGGGGCGGGCUGGGCGUAGCCAUUGCGGGCAGGCUGAGCCCAAUCCCGCCGCAUUUCGUGACGGCAAUCUGGGCGUCGUGCAGCUGUCCCUUUUGGGUCUAUGCCGUCGCAGCUUUCCUCACCCUGCCAAAACAAUUUGCGCUCGUCUUCAUCGGCACGAUCACGCUUGGGCCCGAAGGUACGGCAGACAAGACGGACAAGAAGCUCAAGAUUGCCGAAUAUGUCAUCUUUGGGCUAUCGGUCUUGCUGUCGGUGCUAUGCGGUCUGUAUCUCUAUCGACGCAUGGCGCAAGCUCGACCUGGCGUACGCCGGGAAUUCCGACGACGGGCAGCCAUUGAGGAUUGGCACAGGCGGCAAGAAGAUGGUCAGAUUGACAUGAAGCAGGCCGGGCAGGUGGUCGAGCCACUCCCGACUGCCCAUCGAGACGGGACUGGCUACUUUGUCGACGCUCGUCACUUUGCUGGAUGA
Molecule: messenger RNA, 1098 nt
Organism: Mixia osmundae IAM 14324
Lineage: Eukaryota; Fungi; Basidiomycota; Mixiomycetes; Mixiales; Mixiaceae
Exons: 2
Coding region: 1-1098 (365 amino acids)
Source: RefSeq, a predicted model, not a curated record